AUGACCAGCAUAGCCAGGCGGAACGGAUGCGGGACACGGCGGCAGAGACGGCCAACGGUCGGAGUCGUCUUCGGACUGGCGCUGCUCGCAACGGUGGCCAUUUCGGGGCAGGCGCGCGCCGAGGUGAAAGUGGAAAAUGCAGUUCCCGUGGACUCGUCGGCGUUACUAGAGGCGGCUCUAUGCGUGAUGAAGGCCAACCCGGGCCAGUGCGUCCGACAACAGGCCGCCCGUGUGCUUACCAACUGGGAAGACAUUCUCAACGCGAAGAAGAUGGAGAUGUUGGCUGAAGCGGACCAGGAGGUGACAGCCAAGCAGCAAAGCCGUGGUUUAAGCGACGCCGAAAUCGCCCGCGGAAAACCAUCCACUCUCAUGGAGCAGAUCGAGACCGGACUCACCGCAAUAACGGAGUUCGUAUCGGACGGUGUCGACGAAUACGUCGACGACAAGCGCCAGGAGAAGGCGGAAGAGGCGGCCACAUCCAAGACGCACCUGCACCAUCUGCUGAAGCUAGGUAACGCCGGCAACGGCUCGGCCCAGGACGGUGCCUCCGUCGCUCGAGCGGCCGACGACGAGGACUACCGCGAUCAGCUCGCCGCUGUGGAGGAUGGUUUGGUGGAUUACGCUGGCUUGGCGGGCAGCCCGGACAAAGCACUUGGUAGAGGCAAGCAAGAGGGUGACCAAGCGGAUUAUGGGUUUGGUAGUGGCGAACAUAAUGCUGGUUAUGGAGGUGGGUCUCGUAGCGCCAUCGAGGGCGGUAGGACGGCAGCCGGCGACGGCGACGGUACGGUGCAGCGGCAACGGCACGAUGCAACAGGCGAGGCGAUCGAGGGGGGCUCGGUGGGCGAGGCGCGGCGCGGACCAGCUCCGGCGGCCGCCGUGCGCUUCGACGACGACAUCGGUGGACUACGGAGACGACGAAAGCGUAAGGGUAAGAAGAAGAAGACCUUCAUGAAGUUGUUCAUUCUGGGUGCCGCCCUGAAGGCCAAGAUCGAGCUGCUGCUGAAAAUCCUGUCCUUCAAGCUGCAGCUGAAGUUCUUCGCCGUCGCCCUGAUCGGGCUGUUGAUCAACAUCGCUCGGUUCUGGAUCGACUUCAAGAAGCAGCCUUCCCCGCAGAAGGUUAUCUACUACGAGCACGCACAGCAUCAGCAUCACUACGACGAUCACGGUGACGGAGACUUCGGUGGCUACUGGAAGCGCUCGCUGCACGCCGUGAACGACGACGAGCCUUACCAGGGUGGACACGAUCGCUCGGAGCGCUACGACGAACCGUACCCGUACCGGAGUCCAAAGUACGCUCCGACUGGAAACCACUACGCGCCCCAGCAUGCCGAUUCGCACGCCAUGGCGUACCAGCAGCAACGGCCAUAUUGA
This is a messenger RNA of Anopheles coustani, 1371 nucleotides long. RefSeq lists its product as uncharacterized. The coding region runs from base 1 to 1371 and encodes 456 amino acids. Lineage: Eukaryota; Metazoa; Arthropoda; Insecta; Diptera; Culicidae. The transcript has 6 exons. The record is from RefSeq and is a predicted model, not a curated record.